Bipolaris sorokiniana ND90Pr is the source of this 1331-nucleotide messenger RNA. RefSeq lists its product as uncharacterized. The transcript is spliced from 2 exons. Gene Ontology annotation, cellular component: intracellular anatomical structure. The record is from RefSeq and is a predicted model, not a curated record. NCBI's taxonomy places the organism in Eukaryota, Fungi, Ascomycota, Dothideomycetes, Pleosporales, Pleosporaceae. The coding region runs from base 400 to 1197 and encodes 265 amino acids. Gene Ontology annotation, molecular function: oxidoreductase activity, acting on NAD(P)H, oxygen as acceptor.
GCCAGAUAGGCCCAGGAACACAGGGCGAGCUAGCAUUAGCAGACAGCCACGCUAACGUCACGUCUGUCCGAACCAACCCACCACCCCCACCAUCACCAGCUAGCAUCCCAGCCGAACGCCGUAAACCCAGAAUAUCCACAAUACGGAUCCAUUGGCGAAUCAUCCCUGGAAGCAUGACGUCGCGCCACUAUUGAAUCGAGCUACACGUCACUCUGGACCCAGCGCCCCUCACUAACCACUAACCCGAGCCUCGCAAUCAUGUCGUCUGGCCAAACACUACUUGAACCCCUCGGUACCCCUCAAUUGCCCUCUUCAUCCUCAUACUCUCAGCUUCAAUUGCACCUUGCCAACAUUUGAGUCUUCUUCUUCUUCUUCUUCAAUCAAUACCCCACCGUCACAAUGAUUCCCGUUCCCCAAGCAACCGAGCUCAAGGACCUCUUCAGCCUCAAGGGCAAGGUCGUCAUCGUCACUGGUGCCUCUGGCCCUACCGGUAUUGGCACAGAGGCUGCCCGCGGAUGCGCCGAGUUUGGCGCUGACCUCGCCAUCACCUACAACUCUCGUGCUGAGGGUGCCGAGAAGAAUGCCAAAGAGAUGAGCGAGAAGUAUGGCGUCAAGGUCAAGGCCUACAAGUGCCAAGUCAACGAGUACGCCCAGUGCGAGAAGCUCGUCCAGGACGUUAUCAAGGACUUUGGCAAGGUCGAUGUCUUCAUCGCCAACGCCGGCAAGACUGCCGACAACGGUAUCCUCGACGCCACUGUUGAGCAGUGGAACGAGGUUGUCGAGACUGACCUGACUGGUACCUUCAACUGCGCGCGUGCCGUCGGUCUCCACUUCCGCGAGCGCAAGACUGGCUCCCUCAUCAUCACCUCAUCCAUGUCUGGCCACAUUGCCAACUUCCCUCAGGAGCAGACCUCAUACAACGUCGCAAAGGCUGGCUGCAUACAUUUGGCCAAGUCGCUUGCCAAUGAGUGGAGGGACUUUGCCCGUGUCAACUCCAUCUCCCCUGGAUACAUUGACACUGGUCUGUCCGACUUUGUUCCCCAGGACAUUCAGAAGCUGUGGCACUCCAUGAUCCCCAUGGGCCGUGACGCCAAGGCUACUGAGCUUAAGGGCGCCUACGUCUACUUUGCCUCUGAUGCUUCGUCGUACUGCACUGGCUCCGAUCUCCUCAUUGACGGUGGUUACUGCGUCAGGUAAACGUGUCGCUCCUGGACAAGGAUACGAAGGAAUGAAUACAAUAAUAUCCCAGCGCAUGCCGGAAGCUAUGAUUACAUGUAUCUAAUUUGGAAAUGUCAAUAAGCUUCGCAGGUUCCAUAAAUCUUGUUUACCCA